Daphnia pulex (common water flea) is the source of this 3221-nucleotide messenger RNA. Its product is annotated as serine proteinase stubble-like. NCBI's taxonomy places the organism in Eukaryota, Metazoa, Arthropoda, Branchiopoda, Diplostraca, Daphniidae. Gene Ontology annotation, biological process: proteolysis. The transcript is spliced from 9 exons. Gene Ontology annotation, molecular function: serine-type endopeptidase activity. The coding region runs from base 1572 to 2993 and encodes 473 amino acids. The record is from RefSeq and is a predicted model, not a curated record.
GACGGGAUUGUAGCCCCGGAUGUCUGCCUGCGCACUACCCUAUGCUUGCCUUUAACGUACAUUUUAUAUCUUCCUCCUCUCUAUAUAUACCGUAUCUUCCUUGGUUUAUGAAUUGUUGUAGUACAGCUACUUUAGUUUGUCUUUUUAUCUUGUUCUAACCCCCUAAAAAAAGAAACUCGAGGUCUUCUGCGUCGUCGUGUCUUCUCUUUCCUUCCUUUCUCCCCCGUUUUUUUCCCCCGUUUUUUUCCCCUUUAUUUGGUUUCGUUUUGUUUUCUCGUAUUAUUAUUAUUCCCUCUCUUUUGAGACUCGUUUCUUCGAAGGUAAAGGUGAUUGGAGUUGUGUACGGUACGGCAUUCCCGGAAAUGAGCACACACACCGGUUCUUCUCGCGCUGCUAAUAGGAAAAAGAGCUAGGUUGAUAGUUACCAACAUUUAACUUUGUCAAUGUUUUAUUUUCGUGUUCAGAUAAAUUGUCGAAUCAUCUUUUCCUUCAUGUGUGAAAAACAAAUAAUAAAUCUUGGCCAGCCGAGAGAAAACCUGGUGGACCCGAUACCGAAUCAACAGCACAAGGUGUUGUAGACACACCAGGUAGAAGACAAAGAAAUCACCGCUACACACAAGAAGAGUUAAGCAGCGCGUGUAUUAUAUACAAAGCUCUUGGGUUGUGCACCAGCGUGUUCCCCUUUUCUCUUCCAUCUCCUUUUUAUUCUCUCUCUAUCUCUCUCUCUCUCUUCAUUCUCCUUCUCGUAGUGUAGUGGUGGUUUUCUUUUUUUCAGAGUUUUUCGCCCAUCCAUUCGGGGGUCCGUCCUGUUGGUUGGCGUACGCGCCCCUUAAACUAUCUCGUCGACGAGUACCGCUCUGCCGACACUCAGUCCACGUUGAGCCGUGGGGCACUUCACAACUCCCCACAACCGCUCCUCUCUUCUCGUUUCCUUCCUCUCGUCAACAAUAUCACUCGCUUUGAUUUAUUUUCUUCGAGGUGGGUGAGACGACGAUUCUUCGUGGUUCGUCGCUGCUGUGUGGACAGAAAACUAGAGUCAGGAAACGGACGGAAAACCUCAAAUCCUAAUUUGUUCCUCCCUUUUUCCUUGUGUGUAAAUAAUCCAGUCGAUCGUCCGGCAAGGGUUGAUCCGCGGUGCGUGCGUUCCAGUCAUCCCCCUUUGUUUUGUAAACAAAAGACAACACACACACAAAAACAGUCUCGAACAAUCAGUCGUGAGAUUUCAAUGUGCGAUCCCCACUUUCUUUCCGUCGCUGAUUUGGAAAUGGCAACAGGAAAUUGAAUCGAAAAACAACAAAAACACAACAACCAUGUGCCCAGACACGCUACCGUCCAUGUUACAUUAAGUUUCUUUUCUUUUCCCUCCGUACCAUCGACCAAUCCUCUUCUCUUUCUUCCACUUCCGACUGCAAUAAAAUCAUCACCCGAAUUGUUACGACGACCGGAAAGGACUUCUUCCAUUUAGCCACCACCAAGUUGUCGACAUCCAAGACGGAUUCAAUCACCCCAAAAUCAGGAAGUUCACAUCACGUCGGCUUCGUCGUCGUCGUGCAGCCUGUUCCGGGACGUCCAUGAUGAUGACCCGGCUACUGGCCUCAUUCCAUGGGUUGUCAUUCCUUUUCAUCUUUGUCAUUUUCACUUCAGUCGAGAGCACAGAUGGACAGUGCGAAAGUUGCACGUUGACGGUGAUGUGUUGGAUGAACGGCGGGAUCAGAGAGGGAGGAUGUCCAGGUCCGUCGUGGUUGGUGACGUGCUGCGUCCCUCAGGUGACACGCAACAGCGAAGACGACACCAUCAUCCAGUCGGACCUUCGGGGACCGCCCCUCACCGCUGGACUCCGAUCCGCACCAGGAGGCGCUCCCUUCAUCCUGGCCAACACGUUAGGAGAGUCGAUCGCCAACCUUCAGGGCCGCGAUGAUUGGAUGUCGACGUCACCAUCGCAAAAUCACUAUUUCAUCAAGAACAACAACAACAACAACAAGGCUCCGGGAAGUCCGUUCUCGUCGUCAGCCGUGCCAUACAACCAGUUGCAGCCACCUCUCCCACCGCCGCUGCCCCCGUCACCGCCGCAACAACAACCACAACAUCAUGUGAUGACACAGCAGCAGCUCUACCAGCACAAGAAUUUCCAAAUGCAACAGCAGAUGUUCCCGCAACAGCCGCACGGCUACAUCGGCCUGAAUAGUCUCAACAGUCUGUCAGGGCCUCGGCCCGUCUGUGGCGUCCAGCCGCUCAAGUCCAGCAAGCUUCAGAAACGGAUCAUCGGCGGGGAUCAGGCCGCCUUCGGAGAGUUCCCGUGGCAGGCUCACAUCCGCAUCGCUGGAUUCCAGUGCGGAGGAGUCUUACUCAAUCACCAGUACAUCGCCACGGCUGCCCACUGCGUUCACAGGGCCAAACUAUCGCAAAUCAUCAUCUACCUGGGAGAGUACGAUACAAAGGACUUGGACAAGGCAGAAAUUCUACCCAAAGAGACACUUGGCGUCAUCGAGAGAAAGAUUCAUCCGCAAUUCAAAUAUAUGCUGACUCAACCCGACCGCUACGACGUGGCCGUUCUCAAGUUGAGCCGCUCGGUCGGCUUUCGCGACAACAUCCUACCCAUCUGCCUACCACCGCAGGGCAAAGAUUACGAAGGAGCCCUCGGCGUUGUGGCUGGAUGGGGAAAAACGGAUACAUCGUUCGGAAAAACGGGGACCAACUUGCUUCAAAAAGUCUACGUACCGAUCAUCAACAAUCGAGUUUGCUACGCCUGGCACGAACUCAAAGACAUCAUUUUAGAACUGCACGAUGAAAUGUUCUGCGCCGGACACGAACAGGGCAAAAUGGAUGCAUGUCUCGGCGAUUCUGGAGGACCAUUGGUGGUGAACGAUGGAGGCAGAUGGACAUUGGUCGGAAUCACUUCGGCCGGGUUCGGUUGCGCAGUGGACCAUCAGCCGGGAAUUUACCACAAAGUCAGUAAGACGGUACCUUGGAUCUUGGCGAAUAUCAACGAUUAAAUUAACGAGGAAAAAAGAAGUAAAAUAACGCGACGAUUAAUGACAAUACUUAAUUAAUAAUACAAACGAAGCGAAUUCAUCGGUCUUGUGAUCCUAUUUUCCACACACGCCUUUUCCUUAUCUUUCGUAUGUCUCUUAAGUAAAUGUGUUAUGAUAUUUUAAUUUUCAAAGUAUCGGGACAACACAAAAUAAACGACAAAAAAUGAUGCCAUCUGGCAAAUUACAAAA